ACCUUCGAGACAAGUACUGCAAUCCCGUUAAUCCUUUUUCCAUUAGCUUGUAAUCUUUCUUUAUAUUCGCAAAGCAUAAAAUAAUAUCAAACUCAUCAUAUUAACCUCCUACCAAAAUCUUGUCUCCCGUUUUCCGAUUAUUAAUUGUUUAUUUCUCCUACUUAUUUCUCUAUUUAGGAUACUCUACCAACUUAAGAUCUUUAAUAAAAAUUUUAAUUAAUUCUUACAAAUAGUUUAUACGUGUAUUUAAAAGAGGUACUUCCAGUGAAUGUCUAAGGGUAUUAUAUAAUUAACUCUUAAUAAAGAUCUGAAAAGGAGAGAAACUGAUGAUGAAUCGUGAUCGUAGUUCAAACUCUGUCAAAGUUCGUGGUCCACGAGUUAAAACAAAUAUUAGUAGCUCUAAACUCGAUAUUCCGACACAGCCACCUCCACUUGUGCGCAGCAACACUUUACCUCCCAAUCACACAAGCGUUCCUCGCGUUCCUCGAAGUCCUCGCAGUAGUUCAAUAGGAUUGUCGGAUAAAGAGAAAGCUAGGUCUGAUGAUGGCUUCCAUUCUGAUUCCGAUAAAGAUAGUAACCAAUCAGCAAAUUCGAGUAUAAGCAUACAUAGUAGUAAAGGAUAUCUUACUAAAUCUCCCUCAAUCAAGUCUAAUGUUGUCGCAAAAGUACGCCCAAAAUCCUCUCUUGGAACUAUGUCGGAUAAUUCAUCAUCAGAUAAAUCAAAAGUAGAACUUGAUAUUGCUACUUUAAAUCGUCAAUUUAAAGCCGAUAAACAAGCAGAAGAAGCAAAGAAAAAUAGAAAGAUUCAAGAUUUGGAAAUAUCAAUACAAACAUUGACGAAAUUUAAUGCUGAAUUGGAAGCUACUAAUAAAAAACAAGCUGCAGAAAUUCAAGAAUUGAAAAGAAAACUUAAUAUUAAUGACUCAUUCAUGUCAAUAUAUGAAUCCGAUGACGAUGACGAAGUAUCAACAGAGACUGAUUUAGUAGAAAUUGGAAAAGAUAAUGACGCUCGAUACCGUCAAAUAUGUAUGAUGAUAGAUGAGCUAAUUCAGAAGGCAAAUGAUGCUAUUGCAUAUAAGUCAAAAAUAGGGGGAGGUAGUAAAGUUCUGACAAAUGCUCAAUUAGAUUCUGAUAUCGUGAAGUUUCAAAAUCCUUACACGGAUGAAUCACCUAAAAGCUUAGAAGUUAUAAAAGAAUCGGAUUUCAAUUCAGAAGAGAAAAUUAACAUUUGUACAAAAUCGAAUUCGAGUGUAGUUAAUGAACAAACAUUUGUAAAUGAUCCGAAGAUAACAAUCGAAAAUGACAAUGCAAAUUCUACGGUUCAACCAAAUAAUUUAUUUUUGGCUGAACAUGAAGAAAAAAAUCAAUCAUUGCAGGCUAAUAUAGAACGUGCUCGUACAGUAGCAAAUGAACUUUUGUCUCUUGAAAAACAAGAUAAUAAUGUAAAUAAUACUCCACAUAAUUCCGAGCGUAAAGGUCUUGGAAUACUACUAAAUGGGCAUUCGCUACAUAAAACUCCUAGUUCUAUUAACGGUAGUGAUUCGUCACAACCUUCUCCUAGGAUGCUCCUCUUAUAUGAACUUCAAGAGUCAUUGGGAAUUGGUGAUGCGGAAUCUUCGAAAUAUUUGAAAGAGAAUCGUAGAAGUUUACCAGUGAUGUCAUCAAGUAAAAUUAACUUUAUCAUUUCACCUUCUGAAGAGGAAGCUGUUUCAAGACCGUCGUCACGAAGUCAAACUCAAUCUAAUAAACCGAAUGUUUAUCGUCGUCGAUCUUCACCUAAUUUUAGAACUCAAUCAAUGUCGAACAUAUCAAUUAUAAAGGAGAAUGAUUCGAUCUUGAAUUCUCUUCCACAUGGUUCUGAUGUUGAGAAACGUUCAAUAUGGACUUUUUUCUAUAAAAAAACCUUUUAAUUUUUACUUUAAUAUGGCUUUUUAAAAGAACAUUUAAGAGCAAGGUAUAAUAUAUCGAUAUUUUUGAUGCUGGUACUUUUAUCCUCUUAAUUUUGAAAAGUUUGGAUAUUAUAAAUAUAUGCAUAUUCUUUAAUUAUAGAGUUGCUUUCCGUGACAUAUAGAACAAAAAAAAACAAUUAAAUAAUAAAAAAGUGUAAUUAAUUGGCGGGAAAAAAAUUUAAGGGUU
Molecule: messenger RNA, 2136 nt
Organism: Rhizophagus irregularis DAOM 181602=DAOM 197198
Lineage: Eukaryota; Fungi; Glomeromycota; Glomeromycetes; Glomerales; Glomeraceae
Source: RefSeq, a predicted model, not a curated record